AUGACUUCCGCUUGUGCGAAUUGCAAGAAGACGGCGGCAGAUGCCAACCUCCAAAGCUUGAAGGCUUGUGCCAAGUGCAAGACGACACAUUACUGCGACCGUGACUGCCAAAAGGCCGACUGGAAGCUACACAAGAAAAUCUGUGCCGUGAACGCCUCGCGUGCUUUCGUCCCCGAACACAGCAAUUCCUACUCAGCAGCCCGUCUCAACGAUCUCGAGAAGCACAUCCCCAACCCGUUCACAAAGCUUGACAAAGGUAAAUAUUUGCACGAUCGACCUGAGAAGGAUGUGUACAAGCUUCUCAUCGACUCCUUCCGCAUACGUCAGGCGGACGACCUCAACUUCGAGAACAAGACUACACCAGGCAGUGUCUACUCUGGAGCAUCGUCUAGCAUCGAGGCGUUCCGACAGUAUCUCUCCAAAGCAGCUUCGCGAGAACUACUGCCAUCGUGGUGGGACGCUGAGAAGCAAAAAGAAUGCGAGGCGUUCGGCGAAAGUGGCGCUUGGAACGAUCUUCGUAAAAAGGUCGACAAGAACGAAGUGAUUCAACACUACGGUGACGGGAAGGCGCCUAUGCAAUUGAGGAUGUUCGCUGACGCGGUCUAUGGUGUGGGCUCGAUGGGUCAGGACGGCACGUUCAUGCGGAAGCAAAUGGUACAGAUGGAGAAAGGUGGUCCAGCCGAUGGUGGUAUCAUGAGCAUGCUGAACAUUGCAAGAUGA
Parastagonospora nodorum SN15 is the source of this 720-nucleotide messenger RNA. RefSeq lists its product as hypothetical. The transcript has a single exon. The coding region runs from base 1 to 720 and encodes 239 amino acids. The record is from RefSeq and is a predicted model, not a curated record. NCBI's taxonomy places the organism in Eukaryota, Fungi, Ascomycota, Dothideomycetes, Pleosporales, Phaeosphaeriaceae.